UGACCAUGGACUGAGCAUAGAGUAAGGACAGAGACUGAGGUUUCCAUUCGAUAAAGUUGCUUUGAAAUCAAUGAAUUGUAAUGAAAAUUGCAGUACUGAAUGACCCAUCUUUUUAGUAGAAUCCUCGAAAUCUUGGGUCGGGAAAAAUGUGUCUUUCAUCACUGGGCCUCGGGAGUCGAAAUGUGCUGUCAGAGACUUUUUUGUUCGACCGAAAGGCCUCCAUGACACUCGACUCGGACAUUCCUCGAAAGUGUGCUCUCUAAAGAGUUACAUAAUAAGCAUUAAUAGGCAUUUAGUGACAUUGAAUGGUUUAUUUGGAACAACAAUGGAGGAGUCAUACACAGCCCACUGCCGUGAUGCCGUCAAGAAUGUUUACAAGCUGUGCUGUCCACAACGGAGUUGGAGUUGGACACCACUGAUGACCUCACCGGGUGCAGUGGGUAGACCGUUACCGGCUUUCGCAGCGGAGGCCCCGGUGAUUUUAUCGUGGUGUUCAGGACGACUUCCUGGUAAUCUCGGAGAUUGGUCGGUAAUUGGCACUCAGCAAUGGAAUCAAUCAGUGAUUUGAGAGAUGCGUUGUUGAACUGGAUGUGUGGCACCAACUUCACCCAGCCGUUACGAGCCAACCUUCGAGCGAAGUCUUUCGGGCUCUUCGUCGCCGAUCAAACGCUCCUCCAGAAUACGUGUCUGGUGGAUACAGUCACUUCCAUCCCUCAUGUUCUAGCCAUCCUCAUGUUCCCGUUGAUCCUGAUUAGUAUCCGUUGUUGUAAUGCUAACCUUAAGGGUCUCUUCAGCUCCAAAUACCUCAUCAAGUAUCCUGGCCACGGUAGACGCUGGGUGUGCAUCUUGCUCCUCAUCGUCGCUCUGAUAGGCAGUGGCGUUGAGGGAGCCCUAACCGACGCAAGAUACCGACACUGUUCACACCCGACCCAGCCUCACUUGUACCUCCCAGAUGCCUGCGCUGUCCUGGCGACCAUUCUUGCCAUCCUUUUCAACCAUCAGAUGGAGGUCUGGAGACGGCCCAAGAUGGCAUGGUUAUUGCUCAUCUAUUGGUCGGCGGCAAUCGCUGGGAACUCUAUUUACUUGAUUCAUUUGGACUAUCGGCAGUUAGCAGAGCCAAAUAUUGCCACCUUUGAUUUUGCUGUGAUCACCCUUGCACUUCAUGGCAUAUUACUCCUAAAUGAACUCAAUGUUAUAAGGUUAAAGGUCGUCUUCAGAAAGUCUCCAAGACCAAACUCCUCAAAGCCGCAUGAAAAGUUUCAGGACUCGGUAUACUCGGAGCUCCCCUCCGAUCUGAAGGAUCCUGAGAUGCACUUCAUGGAUGAGAACUGCAGCAUGCUCUCCCGUAUCACAUUCUACUGGCUCGGUCGUCUCCUCAAGAUCGGUUUUAAGCAUCCUCUGGAACUGAAAGACUUGGGAUCUCUGCCGGAGAUCCACCAAGCACGAUUCAACCACGACAGAUUCAUGAAAGUGCUCGAGAAAGAAGCGAAGAAAGCUGCAGCAGCUGGAAGAAUGAUUCAUCUAUGGAGAGUUUGCUUCAGGGCUUAUUGGUGGGAAGUCAUGACAACAGGAUUGCUCAGACUCAUAGCGGAGCUAGUGCGUCUUAUCAAUCCUCUAGCUAUCAGUGGUCUUGUCUUGUACAUCACUGAAAACGAGGUGGAAAAGAGACAGAAGCAAGAACCUGAUUAUCUGACGAUUCAAGAGUUCUUCUCUAACGGGUUCGUCCUGGUAGGGUUGAUAUUCGUCAAUACUAUUACUCGGUCCAUGUGCCUGACAACGUACUGGCACUGGAUGGUGUUGAUGUCACUUCAUGUGUUCAACGCGAUACAGACAGUGGUUUACGACAAGUCUCUGCGAUUGACAAACUACAGCAACUGCAAAGGCUCACUCAAUGUUGGUCAAAUCACCAAUCAUAUCUCCACGGAUGCCUCCAAUAUUUAUUCCUGUUUCACGCUACUGCACCAAGCCUGGAUCAUGCCAUUGCUGGGAUUUCUUACAAUCUCACUUCUGUUUUUUGAGAUCGGAGGUUCAGCUGUGCUGUGUGUAGCAGUCAUGGCCAUAACUAUCUUAGUCCACUCCAAGGUUGCCUGCUGGGUGGCCAAGAUACAGAAACAAGUAUUGUUUUUCUCUGAUGAGCGACUGAACAAAUGCAGCGAGAUGUUCCAAGGUAUUAAACUCCUGAAGCUUCACGGCUGGGAAAAACUCCACUGUGAAUCUAUCAACAAGGUCAGAAGCAAGGAGCUAUGGGAGACGCUUAAGGUCAAUGUACUCAUGGCUGUAUCCGAUGUCUUGACCUUCAUAUUCCCGUUUUUCAUCACCUUGACGGCAUUUGGUUCCUUUACCAUCUUAAGCAACAAAGCGUUGACCCCAGAUGUGACCUUUUCAUCCUUUGCACUGUUCAACAUUGCCAUGAGUGUCAUCUAUAACUUUCCAACGGCGCUGGCGUAUUAUGUCAAUGCUAUCAUCAGCGUUCGACGAAUUCAGGAAUUUCUGUCGGCGCCUGAAGUUGAGAAAAGAUCCGAUGAAUGUGGAGAUGAAUAUACGGAAUCAAAGCCCUCGUUGUCUCCAAUUCAUGAGAAUUCAAAUGGCUCUAGCAAUGUAACCAUAAAACGCAGCAGACGAUUCCUUGCACGCAAACGGCGCCAGGAUGAGAGUGGAGAGCUUCUCAUCCCAUCCACGCCCCCCGCCCUCAUACCGGCCACGCCCCCUGCCCUCCCCAACGACUCCACCCCAAGUCCUUCCGCAACCUCGACGUCGCCUAGUGAGGACAGUGAUAAUAAGAAGAAUGAAGGGUUGCCGAGCAACGUCGCUGUCAAGAUCGAGAAUGGGUAUUUCACAUGGGAUCCUGAAACCAAUGUACCUGUGCUAUCAAACAUCAAUCUUGAAAUUCCCACAGGGAAGUUGACCGUGAUUAUUGGACCGGUCGGAAGUGGUAAAUCAUCACUCGCUCAGGCCAUCUUGGGAGAAAUGAAAACUUUGUCUGGAAGCGUCAAACUGAAGAAGAAGAAGAACACCAUCGCCUAUGCAGCACAGAAAUCGUGGUUAAUCAAUGGCUCCUUGAGAGAAAAUAUCUUGUUUGGCCAGCCUUAUCACGCUAAAAGGUAUCACAAAGUUCUAAAGGCAUGUGCUCUUCAAGCAGACAUUGAUGUUCUACCGGCUGGUGACCUGACCGAGAUUGGUGAGAAAGGCCUCAACCUGAGCGGAGGACAGAAGCAACGUGUCAGCCUUGCUCGGGCCAUCUACUCUGAACGCAACAUUGCCAUCAUGGAUGACGUGUUGUCUGCUCUUGAUAUGCGUAUCGGCACGCAGGUAUUUGAGGAGGGGAUUAUAAGAAUGAUGCGUAGAUCUCGUCAUACAGUCGUACUGGUCACGCACCAAUUACAGUGCCUUCAGAAAGCCGAUCAUAUCAUCGUGAUGAAAGACGGCAAGAUUAGCCGGCAAGGAACCCGCCAGGAAAUCGCCCGUCUGGACCCCGCCCUUUAUUGUCGCUGGAAGAGGGCCGUACAUCUCGUCAGCGAGUCCGAGACGGAAUCGGAGGUGGAGUCUGAGACCAUGAGAGAGGAGAGGCAGAACCUCCUGAAACAAGUCACCAAGUAUCAGAUGGAAGAAGAGGAUAGACGCAAAACAGGGACCAAAGAUGGAGCGUUGAUCCAGGCUGAGGAGCGUGAGAAGGGGCCCGUCUCCUUCAAGGUGUACGCUUACUUCCUGCAUGCGAUGGGAUACAGAGCCCUAGCUCUGAUCAUCGCUACCUACCUCAUGAGGGAGUCUCUUAAGAUGUGUGCCAACUUCUGGCUGACCAGUUGGUCUUCGGCCGGUCAACAGAGUAAAGAGAGUGGUUUGAAUGAGGAGUCAGUGACAAUGUAUUACUUGAUUGGAUAUGCAGCUAUUGUAGUUGGCUGCAUUCUAGCGUCUGUCAUAGCCGGGGCUAGCCUGGUUUACUCUCUCUUCAUAGCCGCUCAGCACCUACAUGACGGUAUGCUGCAUAACAUCAUCAAAGCACCAAUGAGAUUCUUUGAUACCACACCAGUGGGGCGAAUUCUUGUGCGUUUCUCCUUCGACACGGCCGUGAUUGACAGGGGUAUCAUUGACACAGCGGACAACCUUCUCUUCUAUUUCCUGUCCUGUCUUUCUGCCCUCGUCAUUAGUACGGUCGCCAUGCCGCUGUUCUUCAUUGCCUUCCUCCCUAUCUGCCUGUGCUAUUUCUUCCUCCAGAAAUAUUUCAUCGAAACUGGGAGAGAAUUGAAACGUCUUGAGAGCAUCUCCAAGUCACCAAUUCUGAGUCACGUCAACGAAACAUUGGAUGGACUCGCAACAAUCAGAGCCUUCAGAGCUGAAAGGCGAUUUUUGGACAUUCUACAGGAGAGAGUAACAACAAACACCAAAGUGUAUGCCUACCUGUGGUGUACCUACCGCUGGAUCACAGUCAGAAUGGACAUUCUCGGUUCACUGAUGGUGUUAGUCACUGGUGUUUGUACAACGUACAGCGCUUUGUAUAACGGCCUGGAUCCUAGUCUUGCUGCCCUAGCAAUAACAUACGUGCUAAAGGCGUCGAGUCAAGUCAACCUCCUGAUACGCCGUGCCACUGACAUGGAGAUCCAGAUGAACGCUGUAGAGAGAGUCAAACACUACACCAGCAUUCCUAAUGAGCUCUACCUCGGCACCAAGCCGCCUUCGGAUUGGCCUUGGAAAGGUCAUGUGACAUUCAACAAUGUGUCCCUGCGAUACGCAAAGGAUCUCCAACUCGUUGUUCAGGGAGUGAAUGUUGAACUUCGACCUGGGGAGAAGGUUGCUCUCUGCGGUCAGACCGGAAGCGGCAAGACAUCAUUGGCACUCUCCCUCUUUAGAAUUCUCGAUAUUUGUCAAGGUGAGAUUUUGAUAGAUGGUGUUGACAUUACUACAGUACCAGUUGAGCAUUUGCGACGAGCGUUGUCGAUAAUUCCUCAAGAUCCUGAACUGUUCACCGGCUCCAUCAGGCGGAAUCUGGACCCAGAGUGCCUGAGCUCAGACAUUGAGUUGUGGAGUGCUUUAGAGAUUGCCCAACUCAAACAAGUCGUCUCCGGCCUAGAAAAAGGACUCGACUCCGACGUUGCAGAGGGUGGAGAGAAUUUCAGCAUAGGUCAACGUCAACUCUUCUGCCUCGCCCGUGCUUUCUUAAGAAAGUCUCGUAUUCUAGUCAUGGAUGAAGCAACUGCUUCCAUGGAUAUGGAAACGGACAAGAUUUUGCAGGAGGUUAUUGCGACUACCUUUGCUGAUCGUACCCUACUGACAAUUGCACAUCGCUUCUCCACCAUCAUGAACUUUGACACGGUUCUGGUACUGAGUAAUGGAAAGAUCAUCGAGCAUGACUCACCAAGGAAGUUGAUGAACGAUGAGGACAGUGCUUUUGCUGCACUGGCAAGAGGCAAUGAAUGAGAUUGCAGAUCAGGGAAGACUGGGUCAAGUUUAGUUUAAUAAUAAGGUGACAAUUUUAGGGUGCAUUCGUUUAACUUCCCUGGGUCGACCCCGAUGUUGCAUAUAUUAUUUUUUUUCCAGUACGAACGUGUGCAAAUGUUUACCCACGCUCCACCUGGAAAAAAAAAAGACGCAUCA
Molecule: messenger RNA, 5589 nt
Organism: Asterias rubens (European starfish)
Lineage: Eukaryota; Metazoa; Echinodermata; Asteroidea; Forcipulatida; Asteriidae
Product: ATP-binding cassette sub-family C member 9-like
Exons: 32
Coding region: 547-5412 (1621 amino acids)
Biological process (GO): transmembrane transport
Cellular component (GO): membrane
Molecular function (GO): ATP binding; ATP hydrolysis activity; ABC-type transporter activity
Source: RefSeq, a predicted model, not a curated record